UUUUAAAAUAAAAAAAGACAAAACAAAAGCUAACAACUCGAAUCAAUAUUUCCUCUGCUAUAUCCUCAUAGCAACGGCGGCAACAGCAUAACAAGAAGAAUCAGAAGUUGCAGAGGAUAAUGGAGCAGGGAAAACAAGCAAUCAUGGUACCUAAUCAAAAUCCAUUAAAGCAAUUGGAGCUUAAGUACAAGGAAUUCGAGACUGGUUUCAAGUCUUGGCUAUCCAAACAGUCUUUGCCUGUAGAGGCCGCCGUCGUUACUGCAACCUCCGCCAUCCAAGGCGCUGCUAUUGGUGGCUUUAUGGGAACCCUAACUAACGACGUUUCUUCCUCUUUUCCUACUCCUCCUCAGGCCAACUUAGACCCUCAGGCUAUGGCUUCUCUCAAGCAAGCCCAGGCCUUAUCUGGAGGUCCCUUGGUACAAGCUCGAAACUUUGCUGUCAUGACAGGUGUCAAUGCGGGCAUUUCUUGUAUCAUGAAAAGAGUGAGAGGCAAGGAGGAUGUUCAAUCCAGCAUGGUAGCAGCUUUUGGAUCUGGAGCCAUGUUUUCAUUGGUUAGUGGCAUGGGUGGCCCAAAUCAAGCUGCCAAUGCAGUCAGUUCUGGACUAUUUUUUGCACUUGUUCAAGGUGGGCUUUACCAGUUAGGGCAAAAGUUCUCUCAACAACCACAAGCAGCUGAAGAUACAAAUUAUGUCAGAACAAGGACCAUGUUAAACAACCUUGGCCUACAGAAAUAUGAGAAAAACUUUAAGAAAGGCUUCUUAACAGACAGCACUUUGCCAUUGCUAACCGAUAGUGCUCUUAGAGAUGUCAGGAUCCCACCUGGACCAAGGCUCCUUAUUCUUGACCAUAUUCAGAGGGACCCUGAGCUGAAAGGAAAGCAAGGAAGACGUGCUUGAACUUUUUUGCAGAAGCAAGUGGGUCGUUGGAGAGAACUUUCAUUUAGCAUGAUAGAGUAGUAGUUCCUGCAGUUACUAUGUUCUUUUUUCCUUCUGUGACUUAUCCUUCCCAACUGUGAUUGUUUGUUACGUAGAAGUUUCUCUCUGAUGAGAUGGUUCUAUUUA
Messenger RNA from Jatropha curcas, 1061 nucleotides. Its product is annotated as Mitochondrial import inner membrane translocase subunit Tim17/Tim22/Tim23 family protein. Gene Ontology annotation, biological process: protein targeting to chloroplast; protein insertion into mitochondrial inner membrane. Gene Ontology annotation, cellular component: chloroplast inner membrane; TIM22 mitochondrial import inner membrane insertion complex. The record is from RefSeq and is a predicted model, not a curated record. NCBI's taxonomy places the organism in Eukaryota, Viridiplantae, Streptophyta, Magnoliopsida, Malpighiales, Euphorbiaceae. Gene Ontology annotation, molecular function: protein binding; transmembrane protein transporter activity.